This is a messenger RNA of Cetraspora pellucida, 516 nucleotides long. The record is from the annotation of a GenBank genome assembly. NCBI's taxonomy places the organism in Eukaryota, Fungi, Glomeromycota, Glomeromycetes, Diversisporales, Gigasporaceae.
AUGGCAAAAACUUCCUCGGCUCCUAAAACCAAAAAGGCUGCCAGCCUUCCUGCUCAUCCAAAAUAUGAAGAUAUGAUUCGAGAUGCUAUUGUCGCCUUGAAGGAUCGUAAAGGAAGCAGUCGUCAAGCUAUCAAAAAAUAUAUUCUUACUUCGUUCAAACUUCCCGAUAAUAAUGUUACGAACAACCGCCUUCGCAUCGCUAUUAACAAAGGUGUCGAAAAAGGGUUAUUUGCCUUUUACAAUGGACCGAGUGGAACCAUUAAACUUGUUAAAAAGGAACCAGUAAAGAAAGAAAAAAAAGAAGUCGAGAAAAAAGAAAAACCCAAGACGGCCGUUAAAAAGGAAUCGAAACCCAAAGCCGAAAAGAAAACCAAGAAAGCGGCUCCCAAGAAGACUGCCAAGAAGGCUGUAAAGAAAACGAAGAAACCCACAACCAAAACGACCAAACGAACUAAAGCUGCCGCUAGAAAAGUCGGUGCAAGAAAAUCUUCCACCAGAAAGAGAACUACAUCUUAA